GCCAGAGUGUGUGUGUGAGAGCUAGAGCACAAAGAGCAGCGAGCCGAGGGAGAGAGCAGGGAACCGGAGUGAGGCGUGCGGCGGCGGAGCAGCUCUACCGACCGGAGCACAGCGACUGAGAAGCGGAGCCGCCGGGCACGGAGCAGCAGCAGCAGCAGGAGGAGGCGAGCGCUGGAGGACUGGACGCUGCACGGGGCUCUCUGCAGCAUCCCUGUCAGUGUGGUCCCCAGGCAGGAUGCUGCUUGUGCGCUGCCCGGAGCUGCAUCCUCUGCGCUCAGCCAUGUGACAGCUCCGGAGCGAGAAGGAGAUGUGACCCGGGAGCCGCUGUCGGGUUCCUGCUGUUGUGUGCGGAGCCCGUCCUGUCCCCCCCAUUUAUCCCAGGCACCGAUCGCGGAUCCCUGCGGCUGUGCCACCUCCGCGCAGCCACACAUGCCGGUUCUCCCCCGCUGCUCGCCUCGGUCAGCGCUGAGGCUCCUCUAACAGCCGGACGCAUCCCCGCCGGGGGCGUCGCAUGUUCAAGUCCAGACGCACCGGGCUGGUUCGGCGCCUGUGGCGGAGCCGGGCGGGCGGUGAUGGGGGAGUGUCUUGCUGCGGUCUGUCCGAGCCGCCCGGCGGGUCCCCGGAGCUGGGCUCUGCGGCGUCAGGCGUGCUGAAGCGCUUGAAGGAGCAGGCGCUGUGCACGCUGCUGGAGGCGGUGGAGUCCCGGGGCGCAGCGCCCGGAGCUUGUGUGCUGGUGACCCGAGCCGGGCCCCCGCCUCACCUGCUGCUCUGCAGACUGUUCCGCUGGCCUGAGCUGCAGCAUCCCGGGCAACUGAAAGCGCUGAGCGGGUGUCAGGGGCCCGGAGGAGCGGACAGCAACGGCAUGUGCUGCAACCCCUACCACUACAGCCGCCUGUGCGGACCCGAAUCUCCUCCACCUCCAUACUCACGGCUGUCUCCAAAAUUUAAGCAAAAACCUCUGGAUCUCUCCGAUUCAUACACUGAAAUGGAUGCGUCAAGUUCCCUGUGUAUCACUGCUGGUGAUGUCCCAGUAGACACCAGUCUGUCUUUUGACUCCAGUAAGCAGGGCCAUUGGUGCAGUGUGGCGUACUGGGAGCACCGGACACGCGUGGGCCGCCUCUAUGCUGUGUGUCAGCCUUCAGUCAGCAUCUUCUAUGAUCUACCUCAAGGGAGCGGCUUCUGCCUGGGCCAGUUGAAUCUGGAGAAUCGGAGUGAGGCUGCGUCUAGGACACGAGGGAAGAUCGGACUGGGUAUUGUGCUAAGCAAGGAGCCGGAUGGGGUGUGGACCUAUAAUCGCAGCGACCACCCUAUUUUUGUAAACUCUCCAACGCUUGAUUCACCCAGCUGCCGGUCCCUUGUUGUACGCAAGGUGAUGCCCGGCUAUUCCCUCAAAGUGUUUGACUAUAAGAAGUCGUGCAUCCUACAGCAUCUCCCCGCGCCCCCGGAAUAUGCAGAUGGACCGUAUGACCCUAACAGUAUACGCAUCAGUUUUGCUAAGGGCUGGGGACCAUGCUACUCUCGCCAGAUGAUCACCUCCUGCCCCUGCUGGCUGGAGGUGUUGUUAGGACGGUAGCAGCCAGUCCACUGUUUUUUUUUUUUGCCGUUUUUGUUUCUUCUCCAUUCAGUUGAUGUAUUAACAUCGAAGGAUACAGACCACUUCCAGCUGACCGAUUAGUUAGUAAGGCCCCUGGUUAACCCCUCUUCUGUCAUGGAGGCAUGCAUUACCUGGUUUAUAAUCUACACGCGUGUUAAUAAUGCACAUCAUGCCUCAUUGCCAGAAGAUGGGCUUUCCAACAUCAAUACACGAUGGAACUGAGGAGCCAUUUCCUUCUUUGGGAUUUAACCUUGAUUUAGCCCCGUUUCCUCAUGCUCUUGGCUGUAGCUGCCAUGUUAUCCUGCAUGUUUGAAGAACACGGCUGUGAACACCCUGAUGCCGCACAACUAUGCACAUGGUUACAAGAUGACACCUCUGUGGAUCUGCGUCAUGUCACAUUAACCUUUCCGGUGCCAUAAGAAUGAACCUCUUCUUGCCACAAGGACCUGGACUGCCUUGCUUGCCUUUUUUUUUUUUUUAAACUUUGCAAUGUACUGCAGGUCCUUGGUAUUGAAAUAGUUAAUUUCCUUUUGAAGGAGGCAUCCACACUACUACACACACUUCUCACAAAAAAAAAGGACUCUCCCAAAUACCGUGCCCUAGAUUUAAUAUAAAAUGUUUAUAUAUUAUAUGGAAAAUAUAUAUUAUACUUGUAAAUACGGAGUCAUUUUUACAAUGUCAUUAUUUAUGUAUGGUGCAAUGUGUAUAUGAACCUAAGUACAAAUAAAAUGCACUUUGGCUUUUACAGU
Messenger RNA from Bufo gargarizans (Asiatic toad), 2343 nucleotides. RefSeq names its product SMAD family member 6 (gene SMAD6). The record is from RefSeq and is a predicted model, not a curated record. Gene Ontology annotation, biological process: transforming growth factor beta receptor signaling pathway; anatomical structure morphogenesis; cell differentiation. Gene Ontology annotation, molecular function: I-SMAD binding; transcription regulator inhibitor activity. The coding region runs from base 512 to 1573 and encodes 353 amino acids. The transcript is spliced from 4 exons. Gene Ontology annotation, cellular component: heteromeric SMAD protein complex. NCBI's taxonomy places the organism in Eukaryota, Metazoa, Chordata, Amphibia, Anura, Bufonidae.